Gambusia affinis (western mosquitofish) is the source of this 1339-nucleotide messenger RNA. Its product is annotated as laminin subunit alpha-5. Bases 27 to 1196 code for a protein of 389 amino acids. The record is from RefSeq and is a predicted model, not a curated record. Gene Ontology annotation, molecular function: protein binding. The transcript has 10 exons. Lineage: Eukaryota; Metazoa; Chordata; Actinopteri; Cyprinodontiformes; Poeciliidae.
GGUUUUAACCUCCAAAGUAAAAUCACAUGACGCGCAUUUUGUCAUAUGACAGCGAUGAGAGAGCGGAUUCUUGGCUGAAUAAGGCUCUGGUGUUUUCAGAGCCUCUCCGGGAUGAGAUGCUGCAGACAGACCCAGGCUGGAGGUUCGGGCUGACCCGCAAGAGGAUGGACCGUCUGCGGCUCCUCUCUGCCCUCACCGCCGCUUGUUUCAUCGGCUUGGUGCAGAGCCAGACCACGCUCGCCCCUGCUGUGAUGAACACCACGGUGGUGCAGAAUGCCACCGUUGUGACUCCAACACCCGUGAUUUUCAGCAGCACCACCCCAGGCUGCUUCAGUUUCAACGCUUCUACUUGUGAGGCCUGUGCGCCGGGGUCACAGUACGACAACAACACGCUGCUGUGUACGUGCUGCCCUGAUCCUGGGCUCUGUCUAUUUCCUGGAGCCUGUCUUCCAUGCAAGACAGGUUUCCAUCAGCCACUGGCAGGACAGCAGCAGUGUCUGGCUUGCAGUCAGGGCUCCUACACAAAUUUCACCGGGAGCCCGUUGUGCCACCCCUGCCCUGCAGGAUCCUUCAACAACAACACGGCUGCAGAAAGCUGCACAAGCUGCUCCCCAGGUUUGUUUGCAUCAAAGCUCGGCUCCACUUCCUGCACACCAUGUCCCCAGGGAAGCUUCUGCAAUUCGUCUGGUUGCACACAAUGCCCGAUGUGUCCCGGAGGAACAGAAGCUCUCCAGACCGCUGCUAAAGACUGCACCCCCUGCCGACCAGGCAUGCACAAAGCUCCCCAUCAGACGAUGUGUCAAAUCUGCAGCAGUGGCUUCUACCAGAUCCUCUGGGGUCAGGAGAGCUGUGACCUCUGCCCUGAGAACCACUACUGCCCUAGCCCCGACGUGAACCCCAUUCAGUGUCCGAGCGAUGCUUUCUGCCCCAAAGGCAGCACGGCUCCGGGUUACUGCAUGGAGACGUUCUUCAGGAAAGCAGGGGACACCUGUGAACUGGCGCCGGUUACUAUCGCUCUGUUGGUCAUCGGAGGGGGCGUGGCUUUACUCCUGAUCAUUUUGUUGGUUCUUCGUCGACGCCGGGACUCUGAUGGAGAGCUGGCGGUCGCCCGGGCUCCUCUGCUACGCAAAGAGCGACCUCAGGGUCGGUACUACGGCCUGCCCUGUGACACGGAACCAGUCUAUGCCGGCUGGUGAAUCCUUUCCAAACUGAACUGUAACUUCGAAGGGCUGCUGAGACCUCUAUCCCGCUCUGUAGGAACCAGUUCUCCUCAGAUCCGUCAGCUCUCCGGGUUCAACCGGGCUCAGCCUCUCUACAGAACAGUUACAGCCGCUGUCUG